Messenger RNA from Musa acuminata AAA Group (dessert banana), 3921 nucleotides. Its product is annotated as mitogen-activated protein kinase kinase kinase YODA-like. NCBI's taxonomy places the organism in Eukaryota, Viridiplantae, Streptophyta, Magnoliopsida, Zingiberales, Musaceae. The coding region runs from base 593 to 3274 and encodes 893 amino acids. Gene Ontology annotation, molecular function: protein kinase activity; ATP binding. The record is from RefSeq and is a predicted model, not a curated record. Gene Ontology annotation, biological process: protein phosphorylation. The transcript has 13 exons.
AGAGAGAGAGAGAGAGAGAAAGAGAGUACAAACCCUUCUCUUUUUCUCUUUGCUUUACGUUCUCGAUUCCUAUCUCAAUCUCCUCCUGCGUCUUUGUGGUCUUCUUCGAACCGUCCUCAUCCUCUCGAUCCGUGCGACCUCAGCUCCUUUUCUAGGGUUUUCAUUUUCCACGCCAUCUUCGCUUUCCUCCAGGGCGUGCUCGACCUCAGAGAGAGGGAGAUCGGGGGGCGACGCCAGCGGCCAAUCCGCAGCAAGGAUUGCGGGAGAAGAAGGCCAGUCGCUACCGGCAGGUGUUGGCGUCAGGAAGUUUCCUAGUUGAGUCCGAAUUGAAGGGAUUCGCGAGGGUUUUUGUCGCCGAUUCGCGGGUGAAUCUCGUUGAGUUUGGCUUCCUGUGAGUGCCGUCUGGGAGUGGUUCGUUCGUUCACCCGAGUGAGGGCUGCUUCAUUGAGAAGUCCUUUGUUGCUGAAUGCUACCAUUUAGGAUUAAGGCUUUUACUUGAAGCAAGCCAAGUUUCUUUUGGUGACUUUUAAAGUUAUCUGUUAUGACUGCUAGUAGUUGAUAAACCUGGAAUAAUUUAGUGAUAUCAAUCAAAAUGCUUGCAUUGUGGGGAAAAUCUUCAUCUAAGGAUGCAAAGAAGAAAACAGUGAAGGAAAAUUUCAUUGACACAUUGCAUCGAUUCAUAAGUUCAACUGAACAGAAAGGCAGUUCAAAAUCAAGGAGGAUUCAGAGACGUAGCAGUGACAUAACUACAGAAAAGGGCUACACAUCAAGAGCAGAAUCACGAUCUACGUCACCCUCCAAGCAUGUGUCUCGCUGUCAAAGUUUUGCAGGUAGACCAAAUGCCCAGCCACUUCCUCUUCCUGAGAUGCCUUCAUGCAUUACACGCACACCGUCUGAAGUCAGUAUAUCAAAGCCAAUUUUGGAAAAGCGUGGCAAACCACAGCUGCAUUUACCCCUUCCAAAGCCUCAUCGCAUUAUGAAAGGGCCAGAUGCUGCUAAUCUUGAUGGUGAUUUGGCUACUGCAUCUGUUUCCAGCAAUUGCUCUAUUGAUAGUGAUGACCCAGGCGAUUCUCAACUUCACAGCCCUGUGGGCAAUGAUUUUGAGAAUAAUAACAGAACUGUUAUAGAUCAUCAUUACAGUGCGGUGCAUAAGGAUCGUAUCUCUGCUACCCAGAGGAGCCCAAAGGAGAUGUCAAAGCCGACAACUUUGUUUUUGGGAAACCAAAUUACGUCUGCAUCACCAAAAUGGGGUGUUCCAAAUAGUUAUCGAUCCAAUAUACAAAUUCCUCGGAAUGGUGCUUUGGGAAGUGCCCCAGAUAGUUCUAUGUCAAGUCCUUCUAGAAGUCCAAUGAGAGUUUUAUGCCCUGAGCAGGUGCCGACUUCAGCUUUUUGGGCAACAAAGCCUCAUACAGAUGUAACUUUUGUUGGAUCUGGCCAGUGCUCCAGUCCAGGUUCAGGACAGACUUCUGGACAUAAUUCAAUGGGUGGAGAUAUGCUGGGACAGUUUUGGCAGCAUAGUAGGGGCAGCCCAGAAUGUUCUCCUAUACCUAGCCCAAGAAUGACAAGUCCUGGUCCUAGUUCUAGGAUACAUAGUGGAACUGUCUCUCCAUUGCAUCCACGGGCAGGAGGCACAGCACCAGAAUCACCUACAAGUCAUAGAUUGCCUCUACCACCAAUAAAUGUUUCUCGCAGCUCUCCCUUUCUUCCAAACAAUUCAGCAACAGCUACUUCUCCCAUAUCUCGUAGCCCUGGAAGGACAGAUAAUCCAACAAGCCCUGGAUCACGGUGGAAGAAAGGAAAAUUAAUUGGUCGUGGCACAUUUGGACAUGUUUAUGUUGGUUUUAAUAGUGAGAGUGGUGAAAUGUGUGCAAUGAAGGAGGUAACCCUGUUCAUGGAUGACGCAAAGUCAAAAGAAAGUGUGAAACACUUGGGACAAGAAAUAUUUCUUUUGAGUCGAUUGCGGCAUCCAAAUAUAGUGCAGUAUUAUGGCUGCGAGAUGAUUGAAGACAAACUUUAUAUUUACCUGGAGUAUGUAUCUGGUGGUUCCAUACAUAAACUUCUUCAGGAGUAUGGUCAGUUUGGUGAGCCAGCAAUUCGGAGUUAUACGCAGCAAAUUCUCUCAGGACUAGCAUAUUUGCAUGCUAAGAAUACAGUCCAUAGGGACAUUAAAGGUGCAAAUAUAUUGGUAGAUCCAAAUGGCCGUGUUAAGCUGGCAGAUUUUGGGAUGGCAAAACAUAUUACUGGACAAUCAUGUCCGCUAUCAUUCAAGGGAAGUCCUUACUGGAUGGCUCCUGAGGUCAUCAAGAAUUUGAAUGGAUGUAAUCUUGCUGUCGAUAUCUGGAGCCUAGGGUGUACUGUUUUGGAAAUGGCUACAUCAAAACCACCUUGGAGCCAGUAUGAAGGGAUUGCAGCAAUGUUCAAAAUUGGAAACAGUAAGGAGCUUCCAACAAUCCCUGAUCACCUAUCUGAUGAUGGCAAGGAUUUCAUAAGGCGUUGUCUUCAGCGUGAGCCAUCCAAACGUCCUACUGCAGCUGAGCUUUUACAACACCCAUUUGUGAAAAAUGCAGCUUCUCUGGAGAAAUCUGUUAUUAAUUCUGAACCUUUAGAUUUGUCAAGUGGUGUUUUAGGUGGAGCAAAUACUAAGUUAUUAUUAAAAUUCCAGACUGUUGGCCAUGCAAGAAAUUUGUCUUCUCUGGACGUGGAAGGAACGUCAAUACAUCGUAUAAGAGCUGGAAUAUCUACCAUAGCAAUGAGCGAUGCCCGUGCAAGGUACAUAUCUUGUCCAGUCUCUCCAAUUGGAAGCCCUCUAUUGAGUUCCAGAUCUCCACAGCAUAUCAACGGAAGGAUGUCCCCUUCUCCAAUUUCAAGUCCUAGAACUGCCUCAGGUGCAUCCACACCUCUGACAGGUGGCUAUGGUGCCAUUCCAUUUGGUCAAUCAAAACAGGGGGCUCGUGAUCAUGAUGGAUCCACUUGCUUAUCAAAAUGUACAAAUGAUAUCUGUGCUAGUGGGAUCAUCUACCAUGAAUCAAAACUCAAUUAUUUACCUGGAACACAGCAAGGCUCACCAAAAAUUUGGGAAAGAAUGGCAUCUGAAGCUGACAUUCUCAGCUCACAGUUUGGCAGGUUCAGACACGGUAAUCUUUGGGAUCCUUAUGAGAAGCAACCUAUGCUGUCUGAUAUGCCUCUUCAGGUCUUGAGAGAUCAAAUUAAGUUUGGGCCAACACAAAAUCUUAGUUCUGGUCCUUCAAUUCCUAACCAUGCAAAUGCUAGUUGACUUACAGGAUUAGUCAGCCAGAUUAUGUUUGUUUUUUGGUUGGUUCUGGCAUGGUUAUAUCAUCCCCAACGACAUAAAAAAAAACUAAUUUUAUAUGGUAAAUAAUGGAAGUUGCAACUGUACAAUCAUUCUUUGUUCAUUGGAGAUAUAAGAAGUGGAUGCAAGUUUCUCAUGUGCAAGGUCCAUCGAGUUUUAUGCUGUUGAAUUGCAGAUUCAGGUGAAUGACUUUGACAGUCAUCUAAAUCUUGCAGCUUCCUUGUCAUGAAGAGUUGAGAUGGUUGAUGGUUGAUGGUUGAAGGAUGAAACCAUAUAUUAGCACCUUAAUAUGUUAGAAGAGCCAGAGACAAUCUGGAAAAUUGCUCCAUCUGUACUUCUGUAUACUCUUUGCGAGGCCAUCCGGUACAGAUGAUAUGGAAAUUGAUUCCGUGUUUGCAUUUUGUGCCACCACGAUCGUCAAAUGAUCCUCUGCCAUUCUGUUUGUAUUUUGCUCCAACGUUGUAAAUCAUCGACCCUAAUCUACUGUUACUCUUUCAAAUUGGAUGUGCAAUGUUGGUGAGGCACUUUGAGCCUUGUCAAUGCUGUAUGUAUACUUGUUAGUAAAUUAAGAGAGAAAAAAAAAAGCAUCUUCUAAUUGUUCUUCGUCUCUA